This is a messenger RNA of Cotesia congregata, 861 nucleotides long. The record is from the annotation of a GenBank genome assembly. Lineage: Eukaryota; Metazoa; Arthropoda; Insecta; Hymenoptera; Braconidae.
AUGUUCGAAGUCGGUGAAUUUAUUGUAAUGAAAUUUCUAUGGACUGUUUAUCUCGGAGGACUUUACUUCACAUUUGUCGGGGUUGAGACGAAAGGCCGCAUGUCAGGAAGUCUUCAGCGACAGUUAAGGGAAUUGACUUAUCCAGAUGACAGUGAAAUGGGUUUAUUUUUCGCCCUGGCAAUCCCAUUGGACGACCCGGUCGCGACGAAAGCGAUGUCAGUGGCAUUUUUUUUCGAAGCGAACUACGGGCUCGUUAGAGAACAGGAAUCAUUAGCAUCCAGGGCGAGAAAACAAAGAGCCACGUUUUCGGAUCAUAAAUUAUUAACUCGCGCGACUGUCUACUCAAUUCUCGAAUCUAAAUUCGAGGCCCUCAGCAUCCAGACUGGAGACUUUAACCAAUACUUACCAGCUCCCGCUCUGCUCCUUGAUAUAUUGAUCCCUUGGCCUUUUUCUAAAACUUUUUUUACGCAACCCCCGGCGAGCAUCGAGCUUUUUGCUGGACCAAACUCUGUCAUUAGUCCUCGCCUCGGGCUGUCAGGUCAAGCAUGUUUAUUGCGUUCAAUCUGCGAAACGAGUAAAUUGUCUGUGGAUCGUGACAACGGACUCAUCGGUGACCUAUUGAGAAUUUUACUAACGCCAUCUUCAUCUGCUAACGAGAACUUGCCAACUGAAUACGUCCUGGCCGAACAACGACAGCUCAAGAGCCGGAUCAAUCAUCACUCCCGAUGCGACACCGGCAAUAAUCAUUAUCAUCAUCAUGAUCCACCUCUCGAUGAUGAUGAUAACAAGGAGCUCAAUGAUUGCAGUACAAUUUAUCCCCUUUGUCCUAUUAGUAUUUAUGACUACAUAACCAUCCAAUGA